Molecule: messenger RNA, 9884 nt
Organism: Schistosoma curassoni
Lineage: Eukaryota; Metazoa; Platyhelminthes; Trematoda; Strigeidida; Schistosomatidae
Source: the annotation of a GenBank genome assembly
CACAUAUGGGUCCCAUUGUAUUACGUAAUGGGUUUUUGUAAUUUUUUUUUUCAAUUUUAAACAUAACAUAACAUAGGGUAUAUAACUGCCAGUGAACAUUAUUGAGUUUAGCCAAAAUAUGUACGUAUUAAGGUACUCAAUCAUGGAUUUGAAAUUGAUAAAUCAGUCUAUGAUCAAGUUUGUUAUGAUAUUUUAUUGUAUUCAUAGGUAAAAACAAGCAAUGACAUUUGAUCAUAGGUAAAUGAAGAAGAUACAUUCUGAAAUAAAAAUAUCUUAUAUAUGAUAAGUAUUCUUUCAUUUAGACAGAUAUUACUUUCAGUCUUAAAUAAUCGUUCAAAGGAUUAUGUACAAUUUGUGUAAGAUUAUUAUUUAAGGUUGACUUUCCUCUUAUCUAUGACUAUUCGUUCAGUGUUUUAUCCUCAUGUUUGCAAAGUGCACAAAGGUCUAAUGUUUGUUACAUAAUAGUGAAAAUGUUCACAGGAGCAUAAGUUUCAUUCAUAAUGGCAGUCAAUAAACAGUUAAACAAUACUGUGUUUGGGUUUGAAUUGUAGAUUUUGUAAAUGGUAAGUUAGUAAUGAUAGUAUACUACUUAAAUGUUAGUAAUAUAUGGUGCUUUUCAAACCUCUUGACCAAAAUUUAGUGAUUAAAAGAGUGUAGCACUAAGCUUACAUAUUUGUUUGAUGAUGGAUGAACAGGAUUUUCGAUAUAAUUCAAACCAUGUUUUUGUUUAGAAAUAUGAUCAAACAUUUACCAAUCAACAUUUAAAUAGAUUAUGCUAUCUCUUUUAGAAGUCAUUACAAACUAUUCUAGUAUAACUAGAAACAUGAAUACACUUAAACAAUGUAGCUGUUCAAAAAUAAUUCCGAAUUAGUGAAAUUUCAGAUUAGUUAAAUUAAGUGUUUAUAUCAAACUCAAUGAAUAACAGAUGAAGCGUUAGAUUUGAAUUAUUUUUUCUGUCAACCAACAUUGAAGUCAGGACUUUCAAUACAAGAUGGCUCCACUGUAUGGAACGGAAACUUGGAGAACUACUAAAGCUAUCAUCCAGAAAAUACAAUUGUUUAUUAGUAGUAGUCUACACAAAAUACUUCGUAUCCGUUGGCCAAACACUAUCAACAACAACCUAUUGUGGAACAGAACAAACCAAAUUACAGCAGAUGAAGAAGUCAGGAAGAAGAGCUGGAAGUGGUUAGGAUACACAUUGAAUAAAUUACGCAACUGUGUCAAAAGACAAGCCCUCACUUGUGAUCCUCAAGGGCAAAAAUAGAAGAGGAAGACCAAAGAACACCGAAAAAUGGAGACAAACAUGAGAAGAUUGAACCACAAUUGAAUAGAACUGGAAAGGACGGUUCAAGACAGAGUGAGUGAGUUGGAGAAUGCUUAUCAUAGGCGGUAACAGGCGUAAGUAAAUAAAACAAAACUCGAAGUCUUAGGUUAAUCCAUCUUUUUCUUCAUACUCCCUACUUAUGUUUUACUUGUAAUAUUUCAGUAUUAUAUUCAACUCAACAAAGAAAGGAAAUAUCUAUUAUAUUGAAUAAAAUAUUUCCUUUCACUUGACGACUAAUUUUUCAUAUGAUGGAGAAAAUGAAAAAAAAAUAGAAGUAUUCUUGACAAUGGAGAAAAACACACACACACAAACACUAUGUAUUUCUAUAGAUGAUAGAAACCAAGUAUUGGUAGCGAGAAUGAUCAAUAAAGAAAUAUAAUUUUUCAAAUCAAUUAUUAUUUUUUUACUGGGGGAAAACUAGUGAGAGAAAGUGAUUUUUUUCUAGAAUUGCUUGAAACAAACACUCCCCCCAUCCAAAAAUAAAUAAAUCAAGAAAUUGUUGGCGACGUACUUAAUAUUAAGGCUAAUAAAAAUUUUGUUUUGUUUUUCGCUUCAGGCAUCUAACUUAUUAGGGUAUUGCAUUUCGUUUUAAAAAGUUAGUGGGAAUUUUCAUAAAAAUAAAUUAGCGAGACUAUGAUUUAUGGAUGAGCCAAUCAGAAGUGUUUUAGGGAUUUCAUGGUCAUGGCACCAAUUUCAGUACCUGAUACUCAUGUACGAUCGGUUCAUAGUGGAUUUUAGAGAAAAUGUGAGACUAUAAUAAAUGGGACCACUAAGAAGUUACUUUAUUUGUGAUUGUGGUAAUCAAAUGAUUUGUGGACCUUGUGCAGACUACCGUGAUGAUGUUGUCUUUCGUUGUAAUAUGUGUUGGAGGAAGACAUCUACUAGAAUAGGAUCAUUUCGCUCGAUCUAGAUUGAGACUAAGGCAAAUUAUGACAGUUGUCGCGUUCUGGAUACUAAGAGCACGAAUAUCACUGUCUGCUACCGGAUACUAUGAUAUAUACCGAUGAUUGGAGUGCAUACAGAUGGCUACAUAAACUUGUUGAUAUGCAUCGUUUCGUUGUCCACAAAUGGCAUUUUGUGGAUCAAACAACCAGAGUGCACACAAAAGAUACUGAAACUAUGUGGUCGAGGCUGAACGAGUUUUUGCGACUUUCUCAUGGCUCCAGAGAUCGCCUUUUAUGGAGCCAUAUAGAUGGUUUCCUCUGAUGUGUUCAUUAGGAUUUUAGAAUCUCUGAACCUCUUUUUAACCUUGACAAGUUUUCGAACCAUCUAAAAGAAGUGUGUCCACUUUAAUUCUUCGAUUCUGUAUAAUAUAUUUUUACUCUAUACUGUUUUCUAUUUGGCUAAUAUUUCUAAAGGUCACAUAAAAUUCGUUCAAAGGUCGUCCAUAAGUUAUAGUCUCCCCGAUAAAUUCUAUAAAUUAGACGAAGAAAAGAUAAGGCUUUUAAAUGAUUCAGCUAUAAUUUUACUAAUAAGAUUAGAGCUGGAAUACUUAACACAUACCUCAAAAUUAUUUAAUCUUUGUUCAUAAUAGUUUGAACCUUGUUUCCAAACCCUUUAUUAUGAUUUUCUAUUCAAAUUCAAUAUUCUAGAAAACAUGAUUACUGUAAGUGUAAUUUAUUGCUUUAAUUUCAUGCUUCUGUUAUUGAAUCUGUGGGGAUAGUCUUUUUUAUUUUUAAAAGGUAUUUACCGAAGUUUAUUUUGUCCAUUAUCUCUAGUAUGUAUCCGUCUAAGACUUUGUCUAUGUAAAUCCGGUUAUGUUUUCCCCUUACUAAGUGAGACUUGAAUGGUACGUUUAAACUUAGAAUUGUACUGAUAAAUUUGUAACACAGACUGAAGUUUUCUGUAUGCUGUUUUUAAACUGCUGUAGGGAAUUUAGAAAAAUUUUCGACAUUCCACAUUAAUGUGGGAUCUCGGUCAGUUCAUAUAAAUAGUCCAUCCAGCAUUCGUCACAACUGAUGAGAACGUAUAUCCUUUCAAACUUUGAAAGCCAUAUUGCAUUAUUCAAACUUUUUACCUAGUUUGAAGUAUAUCAGUAAUAAAAAUACGAAAAAUCAUUUCAUAAGUACCACUCAAGAAUGGACAGUUUUAAUGUAUAAUAACAAAGUUACUAUAUUUUAGUGGCUUAUCUUCGUUAAUCAAUCACCGUUAUUAUAUAAAUCUCAAAGAUGUUUGAAAUCAAAAGGUAAUAAGAAGCAAUUAGUCCCUUUUAUAAAUUUCGAUAGAACAAUGAGAUCAACUCCGUCUUCUCAUUGUUCUAUCGUAAUAAGAAGCGGCAACUACAGUUUAUUACUGGAUAGCACAGAUCACAAGGAUACAAGCACAUUGAGAGAGUUUGAAGCAGAGAGGCUAAUGUGUGUGUGAGAGCGAAUACAGAGGUGAAUUUAUAGUCAAACGGAAUCAAUGCGCAACUACUAGACAAGUCAAACGCUAAUAUUAGGAUUCGCGUACAUAUACACAUAGGAAAUAGAAUGAUUCAUCAAGCGAUAGUUAAGCUAUCAACAUAUUAGCGAGAGCGAAAUAUGUCAUGUGAUCAAGAGUACGUGUUUAUACAGACAAGAUAGUGAUAAUAAUAAUGCAAAGAAACGGACCUUCACUUCCACAGUAAUCAUUCACUGUUCUCCUUCUAUUUCCAUUAAUAUGAACCUCCCACUAGAUAUUUCACUUUCGAUUGAUAAUAUAUACUACUUAUAUCUGUUGACAUUAGUAGCACACAUCACACUUCCGUAUGAAUUUUGAAAUGGUGAUCUUUUAUUUAGUGUUUUAGUUUCGACAGUAAUUUAUUCUCAUAACUUUCCUAUAAAUUCCAAAUACAUUGGUCCAUAUUUGUUAAAUUACCACACAUUUAACAAAUUAUACGUUAAGUUUUCGAUAUGAAUAUCUUCGAUGAUUCAUAGAUUAUGACUGAUUGACAAAAUAAAUUAUGACUGUCAUUCGAUAUUAUUCCAGUCAUAAAUUGUAUAUUGUAAGCUGGAUAUAACUGAUUCAUUAAUGAUGCUGUUAAACUUUUCUUGUGACAAUUGGGAUUAUUCCUAAUGAAUUAAGUGAUAGUGUGAUGUGAGCUCAUUAUAUUUACAUAAGUGGUAUAUAACGAUGGUCAGACAUAGAAUGUAUUUCACUAGAAAAUCGAUAGGGGAAGAACGGGAACGAAGAGUAAUUGGUAUGAAAAUGCAGGAACAAUGAAAUCUGAGACGAUAGACUGAUAUUUGCAAAAAAACAGUCAUGUUUGAGACAAUUGAUUGAUAUUUUGGAAAUUAACUAUUUACUAUAUGGUUCUCAGAUUUUAGUAAGAUGUUCUGUAAUUUUGUGCUCAAAUACAUUCGAUUGUUCUUACUCGUGUUCUUUUUGAUUAAAAUAGUUGUGUCACUCUCAUAGAAUGAUCAAUAAUGGCUAAAAUGUAACUAUUCAUUGAAUAGCUCCACUUUGCGUUGAUCGGCUAGUAACAUAUAUCAUUCAGUUUACCUACCUAAAUCCCUUAGAAUUUAUUAUUAAAUGAUGGAAUAUUAUUAUAAUCUUAUGGGCUUUUAUUAUUAUUCUUAUUCCUUGUGUGAUUGUAAACAGAUGUUACCAUUAAGUUUAUUUACAUUCUGAAAUUGAUUUACUAAUUGGUUUGUGUUUUAAAGGUAAAACUAUUCGUCAUAAUAUCUAUUAGAUGUCACAAUAACGUGGAUAGGACUGACGUAAUACCUUGAAUUAAGUGUAUCAUAUAAAAACAAAGUAGUAAAUUAAAUUUUAAUUUACACAGUCAUUUUUCCAUAAGGUUAGCACUUUGAUUUAGAAGAAGAACCAUUUACUGAGGUGAAUGUUUUAAUCUUAAAGCUUUCAUUAUGUUUCUAGGCGAUAUCAACAGCACAUAAUUGAUAUUGUCUAAAAAGAUAUUAAAAGUUUCAUAAGUAAACAAUCCAUUUCUGAGAACAUAACAUUUCCAUAAUCUUUAUCCUCAGAGAUGAUAAUCCUCUAUAAUCUCAAGUGGAUAACAAACAUUUCAACAAUAUUCAUGAAUGGUAUAACUGCAAAAAAAGUAGAUAAAAUGAUCUCUUAACUAUAUCCAAUAUAUUGAAAACUUAGGAAAUACAAUAGAAGUUAUAAAUAAGAGAUCAUUGUGUUUUUCAAUUAUUCAAACAAAGUUGUUUAAAUAAUAUUGAAUUCUUUUAAAAGUUAUUAAGUUAAAUGUAAAAAGGAAAUGAAUUAAGUGAUUUUGAUCAUUAUCCUGAAGAAGUUCAGACAAGUUUGUUGGACGAAACGUUGGAAUUAUUUAAAUUUCAAUGGCUGAGAUUACUUUUCUAUACUCGGUGCCAAAUUAUUGUUGUUAAACUGUUCAUUCUAAUCUCGAAGAAUAUUUGUAUAAAAUAAUAAUAAUGAUAAUAUGUUUAAGAAUGGUAUAUAGUUAGACAGAAUAAAUUUUCUUAUUACAGUUAAAUUUUGUAAUCUAUCUCUUUAUGUAUGAAAAUACGUAACAUCCAUUAACACAUAAUUAUACAAACAAAACACAAGAAAAGAUGUUGUAAUUAACUUACUAGAUGAUUGUUCUUGAAAUAUAUCUCAGUUCUCUGAAUAUCUAGUGUGAUUCAAUCCCAAUUGUGAUAUCAUGAAUGUUCACAGCUAAAGAGUUCCAUAUUAGCAUGAAACAACUGUUCAGUGUUUCCAGGUAUCCAAUAUUAGUCUAACAUCGGUCGAUUCAUGAUAUCAACCAAAAAAAGAUAGUUUCAUGUAAGAGUUUGUGGUCUUGAAGUAAAACAUGUAACUGACGAUAAUAAUUGUUUCUGACAUUUUGCAAACAAUAUUCAAUUUUAAUGGUUGAGAUCAUGAGUCAUUUGAAUUUAGACACUGAUGAGCCCCUAAAUGCCCUGGUACGGCCAAGAGUGAGGACGGCCAGCUCUCUCUCUCUCUCUCUCCAGAUGCUUUCAAGUGGCCACGUGCAUAUAAUCACUACCAGGGAAGUCCUACUUACUGCCUUCUCGCGGUAUUAUUGUUGUUUACGAAAUUAAGAGGACGAAAAGCUAAUGUCCGGCAUUUUACUCGGAUUGGUGGACACGGAUGAUCCAUCUAAGGGAGUUGGAAAACCCUGAUUCCAAACCAAUGGUGUACAUGUGUUCCACGAUCCUAAGGAAACAAAUGACAUGUGAACCAAUUGUUGAUCACCGGCUACCAUAGGACUGCAUGUACUGACGUUUCUCCACUACCUUGUGGAUCAGACCUUCUGGUCAAAAGCUGUGGUUUGGCCUCCUACGAAAACCACCUACUUCGGUUUGAACACCUGGCAGCAUCCCAGCUCUCACACAAAUUGGAUGAUUUAUGUUGCGCAUAUUAAUUUGAUGCCUCCUUGUAUCAAUGUUUAUGUUUUUAUAUAAAUAAUAAAUAAAUAAUAGACCACCAUGGAAAACCUGAUAGCACUAGACAACUUUUCCAUGGUGGUCUAACUUCAAUUAACACAUGAUUUCAAUUAUUAAAACCACUAUAAUAUCUACAAACUCCUUUUGAUAAUAUUCAGUUUGUGAGUUAAUAAUAUAUCUGUUAUAUUUGAUUGUCGUUGAUUUCUGUGCCGGAAAAACGCUGAUCACUUAAACUCGGAAUGAGGGACCUCGGCAAUUCCCGCGAUGAGAAAGUAAGAACACAAGACUUGUAUAAGUGAAGAUUUAUUGGCCUCAAACACUAUGACGACGACGAAUCAAAAUAGUCUAAAAUGCACUGGUUUAUAUACUGACUGUACACCCAUUUUGAUUAAUAAUUAUGAUUAAAUCACAUACUCAAUUAUAACAAAUCACUUACUAUGCAUAGUUCAUGUCAACUGAAUACAAGAAUAUCGUAUAUUAUACCGAAGAAAAUAUCAUACUGGGAAAACCAACCCAAAUACUACACCGAAAUAAUCCUCAUGUUGAAUUAGAAGGGAAGUAAUGUUGAACAAAACUCAUAAUGAGUAAAUCAAUCGAAAAUUGACUUUUCUUUCCAUCAUAUCAAUAUCUCUACUAUCUAAGUCAAUCAUUCAUUUUAAUCUUUUGUUUUUUGUUUGUUUCAUCAUUUUAGAUUUUCAAAGUUUAAUGUUACUACAUAACAUGAUGAACUCUUCCUAAAUCAUAUUCUUAAAGGAAAACAGCGACAACAACAACAACAACAACGACAAAAGUAACAACAAUAAUAAUCAUAAUAAUAACAAUCAUUAUUCAUGUCUUUAAUGACAGCUGAUUUAUCAAAUCAAAUUCCAACUGUAUUAAUAAUGUUAGGUAUUAUUUGUUUAAUUGGAAUAUUUGGUAAUACACUUGUUAUUAUUGUAUAUUCAUUAAAACAAGAUCGUUUAACAGCUACAUUAUUUAUACUUAUAUUAGCUAUAUCAGAUUUUUUAGCAUGUAUCACCUUGAUACCUGGUACAAUGAUUAUAGAAUAUGUUGAAUGGAAUAUUGAUUCAACAUUUUUAUGUAAAUUUUAUUAUUUUAUAAAUAAUACUUUUAUACCAUUCAGUAGUUUAUUAAUUAGUUGUAUAGCAUUUGAUAGAUAUUUUUGUUUAUGUCAUCCAUUUAAAAAUAUUUUAACAAGAGAACGAGCUAAACGUGUCAUUUUAAUAUUGAUUUUUAUAUGUAUUAUAUUAGGAUUUAGUUCAACAUUUACUGUUAGAGUUGAACAAGUUCAUUUUGAUACAAAUAUAAUCAAUAAUAAUGAUAAUAAUAAUAAUAAUCGUCAUAGCAACAAAACUAUAGAUUAUAAUUCAACUAUUAAAUUUGAUUAUUCAUUUAAUUCAUAUUAUAAAAGUGAAAAAUUUGAAUGUACAGAAAUAUUAAAAUUAAAUCAUACAAUGAUAGAAACAGUUCUAUAUCAGAUUGUACAAAAAAGUCAAACAUGCAGUUAUAUUUUAUGCAUUCUCUGCGUCGUUACACUUUAUAUAUUGAUUUAUCGUUCAGUAUCAAAAGUAUUUAAAAAACGUUUAGAAUUAAAAGGUGUAAAAAAAGAGAAUAAAAACCAUAAAAAAAUCGAAAAAAAUCAUAAAAAAAAGAAAAACUGUGAAUUUACAUUUAGAAAUUUAUUUAAUUAUAAAUCGAAAAAAAUAAAAAUAUCCCCAAUGAAAUUAACAUUAACAAAUCAAGAUAAUCCAUUCACUCAAUGUGAUGGAUUCAAUCAACAUAUAAAUAAUACUAUAAUAUCUGAAUCAAAUUAUACGGAAACAAUGAAACCAUUAAAUGUUUUAUCAUGUAAUACUAUUGAUAUAAAAAAUAAUGAAGAAAUGAAUGAUCCAUCACAAAAACACGAUCAUCAUCAUCAUCAUCAUCAUCAGCAACAACAACAACAACAACAACACCACGAAGAACAACAACAACAACACCAUCACCACCACGAACAACAACAACAACAACCACAAACAAUGAAAUCAAAUACAUUGGUUCCUAUAAAUUGUUGUCAUAAUACAGAAUCAGUAAUGAUUCAACCAAUUACAUUAAAUUAUGAAACCAAUUUAAUUAUAAAUGAAGAGAAAACACGUCGUUCAAUGAAAACAAUCAAAGAUAAUAUUGCAUUUCAAAAUUUAAAAACAGCAGCAAUGUUAUUUGUUGUAGCCGUUGUUUAUAUUGUGACAUUUAUACCAGCUAUGUUAAUGGCUAUACAAUAUGUACCAUUAUAUUUACCAAUAUUUUAUUUAUAUUAUAUAAAUAAUGCAAUUAAUCCAAUUAUAUAUGGUUUUAUGAAUCCAAAUUUUCGAGCUGAUAUACAUCUACUUAUUUGUCAAAAAUUAAAAUGUAUAUAAAAUGAAUAUGAAUGAUACUUAACAAUGAUGAAUGAAAUGAAUAGAUCAUUUGAUUCAAUUUAUAUAUUGUUGAAUAAAAAGAUCUAAUCUUAUUCUAAAUGUAUGGAUCAAUUCUUCUUCAUUUGUAUUUAUACAUUCCUUGAAUUGAGAUUCGAUAUAUAUAGAGAGUAUUGUAUUAUUGUAUUACAUAAUAUAUAUGUCUAUGUCUAUUAUAUCCUAAUUAAUUGUAAAUAAUGUCAUACAAGUUGCAUAUGACUUUAUUAUAACUGCAAUAACAAAUAUUAUUGUUAAAUUACAUAUGUAUCUAAACAUAAAUGUUAUUUCAUUACUAUACAUCAUAAAAAAUUAGUGGAGAUAUACUUUUUGUUCUUAUGAAUGUUAAACUAGUUGUUCUAAAAGCAAUUCUGAAGUUUUAUUCGUUAGUAGGUAAUAAUGACUAGGUGUUAUGACUUUUAAUGAAAAAUGUAACUAAUUAUGUAUUUAUCAAGUAAAUAAAGUUGUAGAGAUUGUUGAGUUUAAAAUGAUAUUAUGAUUGGAUUAAUCACAAAGCACAAUUGAAAACCUGAAAUAAAACAUCGGAUGACUGAGACCGAAAAUCGUGAAUUCGAAUCCGGUGUGCUGGAUUGUGGAUACGCACUGCUGAGGAGUCCUAUACUAAGACGAAAUGACCGUCUAUUGUUUUCAGAUUCUCAAUGGUGGUCUAAUACUGACCCAUUGAUGAUAUCAAUCUAGAAUAAGAUGUGUUCCUUCGUGGUCAGAUUGAGAGGUAGAUAAAGAUAGUCGGCUUGAACAAAUCUUGAAUUUCUUGUUUAGUCAAGUUUGCACAAAUGU